Molecule: messenger RNA, 1883 nt
Organism: Punica granatum (pomegranate)
Lineage: Eukaryota; Viridiplantae; Streptophyta; Magnoliopsida; Myrtales; Lythraceae
Source: RefSeq, a predicted model, not a curated record
GCUCAGUGCCUGAACCUCAUCGACGAUUCGUUGGCGUUCCCCACCCUGCCCGACUCGACGGCAGAGAACUUUAAAGUCUGCACCGACAUAGCUGGUUCGAUCAAGGGUAUGGGUUUCGCCGGUGAUUUGAGCUUCUAUGAGAUUUUGCUAUCGACGGGCAAUUCCAUAACCUAGUAUCCGAGUGACUUGUGACAUGGGAGGACUCGAUAGGACAAGGCAAAGAGUGCUCUUUAGGCUUUGGAUCGAUCCGCAAUGAUGUGGACUGAUGAGCUUGUUGGGAUUAAUCGAAAUUUCACAAGAUUGGGAAGGAAGUCUGCUUGUUGUCGCUCAUCUAGCUGUCGAGAUAAGACAAUCAUGAAGUGUUCUUGGGCAGUUCCUUUAUCCAUCUGAAGAGGACACUUCUAAGUUGAUGAGAUUCUUGGUGGAGAGGUUGUCUGAGACAUCUGCAGUCGGGAAAGCAGCUGAUAGCGGACAAGGGGAUGGAGAAAAUCUUAGCAAUUCGCAAUUUGAGCAGAGGCUUUGGCUGAAGGGUGAAGUGCCUGAGUCAGCAUCAGCUGACCUGAAGGAUUCAGAUGAUAAGUCCAGUGAAAAGGCACAAAGUGCAACUCCUGCUAAUAUCAUGAGAAAUGAAACACAAGAUUGCAGGAAAGAUAGAUUUGAAGUAGUGAAGAAGGGCAAUGAUUCUAUUGAUGAAUCUGAAGAAGCAAAAGCAGUUGCUUCUGGAAAUCUGAUCAACCCAUCUGAUAAACAAUGUCACAAGAUGAAAUGUUCCGUUGAAGAAAUGCGGCAUAGAAGAAAAAGGAUUGAGGAGGCGCUGAAGGAGAGGACUUCAGAAUUGCAACAUCUCAACAAGGAGUUGGAGCUGCUAAAGGCAGCUGCAGAAAUGGCUUUAAAUGAGGAUCAUCCUGGCGAUUUCUUCAUUGAGACACACAAUGGAGACAUAGAUGCCAAAAAGAAGAAUCUUAUCGAGUUGGAGUCACAGGGGAAUGCUCUAAGAAUGACUCUGGAAGAGAAGAAGAGAGGUCUUGAAGAGUCAAUCUAUGGGUCCAAACCAGAUCUUUAUGCAAAGUUCCGGAAUCUGAAAGAAGUUGAGAGAGAAACAGACUCCAUUCUCUCUGAAACUCAAACGCGGAAAGGUGAAUACAGUUGGCUUCUUGCUGAACUGAAGAAGCAGCCAAGGCAAGAAUCUCGAAGAUCAUACAUCAACCGGAUGAAUGAAAUUACGAAGAACAGCCGUAAACAGGACGCUGACAUAGAGAGAAUCCUCAGAGACACUCGGGAACUCCAGUUAGAGAGCAAUUCCAUUCAAGAGCGGCUCCAUCGAACUUAUGCUGUUACUGACGAGACUGUGUUCAGGGAGGCAAAGAAAGACCAAGUAGGGAGGCAGGCUUACAGGCUUCUCACGAGCAUCCACGAGACCUUCGAGCAGAUCACUGAGAAGAUCCUUGCUACUGACAGAGUGCAGAGAGAGAGAGCAGAGCACGAGAAAAAGCUUGCAGGGAUGGCAACCGGAAGUUCAAACAUAAGCAAGCUAGAGGCUAAUCUCGAAACCAUUGUCAAGGAAAACGAGUACCUGGAGCAACGCCUCCAACAUAACCAAAACUGAGAAGCAUUUUUGUUCAAAUUGGAUUAUCACAGUUGACAAGUACGCACCCUGGAGCUUCCCCAUGCCUUCAUUCGUCAAGUGUCCAAUUUCGAGAUGAGUUCAUUUGUUCAUUAUUUUCCAUUUUUGCGGAAGUAGCUUGUCAAUAUGGAUCACGUGAGCAAUGAAUUAAACAACUAUCGUUGCCAUUGUGAUUCCAUUUCGAUCGGAAGGUGAAAAGGAACCACAGAUCCCUAAUCUUCUGCUUCAAUAUACUGGGCCUCAAAACAUUUAUCGGUUU